This is a messenger RNA of Pseudonaja textilis, 1227 nucleotides long. Lineage: Eukaryota; Metazoa; Chordata; Lepidosauria; Squamata; Elapidae. The record is from RefSeq and is a predicted model, not a curated record.
AUGGAGAAGGAACAUCAUCUCCAGCGGGCCAUUUCAGCACAGCAGGUAUAUGGAGAGAAGCGGGAUAAUAUGGUUAUACCAGUCCCAGAAGCAGAAAGUAAUAUUGCUUAUUAUGAAUCUAUAUACCCUGGAGAAUUUAAGAUGCCAAAGCAGCUUAUUCACAUACAGCCUUUUAGUUUGAAUGCUGAGCAACUGGAUUAUGAUUUGGAAUCAGAAGAUGAGGCCUUUGUGAAUAAGCUGAAGAAAAAAAUAGAUAUUUCUCCUUUGCAGUUUGAAGAAAUGAUAGUUCAGCUUGAAAAAGGAAGUGGUCAGCAGCCAGUCAGCCUGCAGGAAGCCAAACUACUCUUAAAGGAAGAUGAUGAACUGAUUAGAGAAAUAUACGAGUACUGGAUUAAAAAGAGAAAAAACUGUCAACGUCCCUCUCUUAUCUCAGCAGUGAAACAGGAGAAGCGUGAUGGUUCCAGCACAAAUGAUCCUUAUGUUGCAUUUAGAAGGCGAACAGAAAAGAUGCAAACUCGAAAAAAUCGAAAGAAUGAUGAAGCUUCUUAUGAAAAAAUGCUUAAACUGAGGCGGGAUCUGAGUCAUGCGGUAACAAUUCUUGAGAUGAUAAAGAGAAGGGAAAAGAGCAAGAGGGAGUUGCUGCAUUUAACAUUGGAAAUUAUGGAAAAAAGAUAUAAUUUGGGUGAUUAUAAUGGAGAGAUCAUGUCUGAAGUAAUGGUACAUCAACAGCCCAUAACACCUACUUAUGCUGUUCCUGUUAUUUCUGUUGCUAAUAGCACUCAGUUUAAACACCCAGAAAGUAUGGAAUUGAAGGAAUUUAAAAUAAACAAGCAAGAGAAAGCUGAUGCUAUACGACCAAAGAGAAAAUAUGAGAAGAAGCCCAAAAUUGUACCAUCAUCAGUUGCUCUUGCUACUCAGCAGUCAACUCCUGCUGCACUGAAUCAGUACGACUUUCCCAGCUCUGAUGAAGAACCUCUUUCUCACGUCUUGUCUGGCUCUUCUGAAGUUGAGGAAGAAAAUGAUCCUGAUGGGCCAUUUGCUUUCCACAGGAAAGCAGGCUGUCAGUAUUAUGCUCCUCAUUUAGAACAAACUGGUGACUUGCUGUGGAAUAGUCCUAAAGAGGCAACAUUAGGAGAUGAGCAUUACAGAUACUGCUUAACCACCCUUACUGUGCCACACAGGUGCAUUGGAUUUUCACGCAGACGGGUUGGACGUGGUGGAAGGUAG